Molecule: messenger RNA, 1235 nt
Organism: Paramacrobiotus metropolitanus
Lineage: Eukaryota; Metazoa; Tardigrada; Eutardigrada; Parachela; Macrobiotidae
Product: THO complex subunit 4-like
Exons: 7
Coding region: 249-1022 (257 amino acids)
Biological process (GO): mRNA export from nucleus
Cellular component (GO): nucleus
Molecular function (GO): mRNA binding
Source: RefSeq, a predicted model, not a curated record
UUUAGUGUCUUCAUCGUUUCCAAAGUUUUAACUUUUAAGUCAGUAGGUUUCGGAUUUUGCAAACCAAAGGAACAGUUUUUAUAUUCUGCAGACGUUGCUUGGCAUCGGUUUUUCGAUUAGUUUAUUUUUUGGCGAAUGUGCAUCGUGGCUUAGUUGUCGUUUUACGGUUUUAUCUCUUGAAAAUAACUGCGUGCUGUACUGAGUAAUUGGGUUAAUACACUACGUGGCUUACCGUUUACUCCGUUAAAAUGGCUGACGUUGCUUUGGAUGAUUACAUUAAAACCAAGCGAAUCACGCGCAGCGGACGAGGGGGUCGUGGAGGUGCAGCUGGUGGACGUGGUGGAAAGUCUCGAGGAACUUCGCGGCAGUCCACGGGUCUGCGUGGCGCCCGGGGUGGAAUUACCAAGGGCACACGUGGAGCCCGCAAAGGAGUUGCUAGUUAUGGGCGUUCCAAUGUUGGUGGUGGAGAACGUUGGCAACACGACCUUUACGGCGGAGCAGGAGCUGGUGGUGUGCGAUCUCGAACUGGAGCUGCUGGCACAAAACUCUUGAUUUCCAAUCUGGAUUUCGCAGUUUCCGAUAAAGAUAUUCAUGAUUUGUUUAAGGAGUUCGGUGCCAUCAAGAGAGCUGCCGUACACUACGACAGGUCUGGCCGAUCGAUCGGGACAGCGGAAGUUAUAUAUAUUCGUUCCAGUGACGCGGUUUCUGCCCUGAAACGUUACAACGAUGUGCCAUUGGAUGGUCGUCCUAUGGAUAUUCAGCUGGUUACUAGUGGUGUUGGCGCAUCAGCUAAUGGUGCGGGUGCCCCUCGACGCCGAGGUACCGGACGUGUGGGAGGUGGGAGCCAGGGUGCAGUGCGUGGCCGUGGUGCGCGUGCCGGAGGCACUAGCACCCGUGGUGGUCGAGGACGACGUGGAGCGCGUGGUGGUGGCCGAGGGCGCGGUGCGAAGCCCGAUGUCACUCAGGCGCAGCUGGACAUGGAAUUGGACGAGUACCAGUCCUCAGCAAACAAAUCAGCCUAGAGGGCGGAACUUCAUAAGACUGUCCAGUCCUAACCACUUUUAUUGCACACGUGCUAUAUGUACAUAACUGUUUUGUCCACGUUGACCCUAUCUUCCGCUGGUUCGUAUUUUGUUUGGCCAGAGAGGAGGAUUUCCGUCAUUUUGAUUGUUUGAUAUUUCGCAUUCUGUCACAGCUUGAACAUCUUCAUUGAAUAAAUUUUGAUAUUCCUGUGG